GCAGAGGGGCUCCAGAAUCCUGGAAUGGUUUGGGUUGGAAGGGAUUGUAAAUCCCACUGAUUCCAACUCCCUGCCGUGGCCAGGAACACCUUCCACUUAGCAGGUUGCUCCACGCCCUGUCCAGCCUGGCCUUGGACUCUUCCAGGCAUCUGUGCCAGCUCCCAGAGCUGCUUGAUUCCCUGAUCCAGAGGUUAUUCAGGAAUCAGACCCCACCACAGAUCAGUUGGGCACCGGGUGUCCCCAUGUCAUGGCAAACUGUGGGGCUGCCUCCAGGGAAUGCCAGCCUGCUGGAGACAGGGGCCUUUAAAGGCUUUUUCCAGGAUGUGGGAAGGAUUGUGCCGAGGGUCUGGGAUUGCAGGAGGUGAAAUUCCCUCUGUGCGUGGAGGGUCAGGUGUGCAGGUGCUGCUGGAGGGGGACGGUGGUGCUGCAGGUGCCAGGCAGGAAUUUGGGGUGUGGGCCUGGCAGAGCAGUGAGGCUUGGGGACAUGGCAGUGAGGCUUGGGGACACGGCGGCUGGCUGAUGUGCCGGGUGCCCAGCGCUCUCCACGGUGGCUCCUUGGGGCAGGGGAUCUUUAGGGCUGGGAUCCUCAGGGCUGGGAUCUUUAGGGCUGGGAUCUUUAGGGCUGGGAUCCUCAGGGCUGGGAUCUUUAGGGCAGGGAUCCUCAGGGCUGGGAUCUUUAGGGCUGGGAUCUUUAGGGCUGGGAUCCUCAGGGCUGGGAUCUUUAGGGCUGGGAUCUUUAGGGCUGGGAUCCUCAGGGCUGGGAUCUUUAGGGCUGGGAUCCUCAGGGCUGGGAUCUUUAGGGCUGGGAUCUUUAGGGCAGGGAUCCUCAGGGCUGGGAUCUUUAGGGCUGGGAUCUUUAGGGCUGGGAUCUUUAGGGCUGGGAUCCUCAGGGCUGGGAUCUUUAGGGCAGGGAUCCUCAGGGCUGGGAUCUUUAGGGCUGGGAUCUUUAGGGCAGGGAUCCUCAGGGCAGAGAUGCUCAGGGCAGGGGGUCUCCGAGGCCGUGGUGGUCUCUGCACACCCUCAGCCGUGCAGGGGUGCCCUGAGCUCCUGGGAAUCCCCCCGUGUUGGCAGGAGGCGCUGGAUGGGAGCGCGGCAGGAUGGACGCGGCCCUGCAGCUGUCCGUGUGUCCAUCUGUCCGUCCGUCAGGCUCAGUUCCGCCCGUGUGUCCAUCUGUCCGUGCCCGGGGCUGUGCCCGGCGGUCCCGGCGGGGGCGGGUCGGCCCCGGAGCCGUCUGGACCCGCCGGCCGUGCCGGGGGUGCUGAGCCGCUGCAGACCCCCUUCCCGGGAGCGGCACCGCCGUGCCCAUCCUCGCUCGCCAUCCCGCUCAUCCCAUCGCCAUCCGCGGCUCGAGCGGCGCCCGCCGGCGCGGCCCCUCCGCGGUGAUGUCACGAGCCACCGGGGCGGUGGUUGGAGCCACCGCCGAGCGGGGACGAGCGGCCGCGGCCGGGGGGCUGCGCUGGACCCCCUGAGCCCCCGCCGAGCCCCCGCCGAGCCCUGCCGACCCCCCCGGCCCCCUCCCGAGCCCCCCGCAGGACCCGGCGGCGGCCGCGGCCAUUUGCCGUGUCCGGCCGCGCUGACCCGCUGCUCCGGCUGCUCCCGCUCCGGCCGCUCCUCCGCCGCGAUGAGACAGGCCCCGGCCACCCGCAAGACCAGCACCCGCCGGCCCAAGCCCACCCGCACCCCCACGGCCGGCGGGGCCGGGCCCUCGGGCUCAGCCUCGGCCUCGGGGGGGGAGAUGAGCAGCAGCGAGCCCGGGACCCCCGCCCAGACCCCGCUGGUGGCCCCCGUGAUCCCCACGCCCGGCCUGCCCUCCCCGGGGGCACCCCCCGUGCCCUCGCCCACCAAGGAGGAGGAGAAUCUCCGUGCCCAGGUCAGGGACCUGGAGGAGAAGCUGGAGACACUGAAGAUCAAACGGAAUGAGGACAAGGCAAAGCUCAAAGAGCUGGAGAAGUACAAGAUCCAGCUGGAGCAGGUGCAGGAAUGGAAGAGCAAAAUGCAGGAGCAGCAGGCCGACCUCCAGAAGCGCCUGAAGGAGGCCAAGAAGGAGGCCAAGGAUGCCCUGGAGGCCAAGGAGCGGUACAUGGAGGAGAUGGCGGACACGGCCGACGCCAUCGAGAUGGCCACGCUGGACAAGGAGAUGGCCGAGGAACGCGCCGAGUCCCUGCAGCAGGAGGUGGACUCCCUCAAGGAGAAGGUGGAAUAUCUCACCAUGGACCUGGAGAUCCUCAAGCACGAGAUCGAGGAGAAAGGCUCUGAUGGAGCAGCAUCCAGCUACCAGGUCAAACAGCUGGAGGAGCAGAACGCCCGGCUCAAGGAGGCCCUGGUCAGGAUGAGGGACCUGUCGGCCUCGGAGAAGCAGGAGCACGUGAAGCUGCAGAAGCAGAUGGAGAAGAAGAACACGGAGCUGGAGUCGCUGCGGCAGCAGCGGGAGAAGCUGCAGGAGGAGGUGAAGCAGGCGGAGAAGAUGGUGGAUGAGCUGAAGGAGCAGGUGGAUGCAGCUCUGGGUGCCGAGGAGAUGGUGGAGACUCUGACGGAGAGAAACCUGGACCUGGAGGAGAAGGUCCGGGAGCUGCGUGAGACCGUCGGGGACCUGGAGGCCAUGAACGAGAUGAACGACGAGCUGCAGGAGAACGCGCGGGAGACGGAGCUGGAGCUGCGGGAGCAGCUGGACAUGGCCACGGGCCGCGUGCGCGAGGCCGAGAAGCGCGUGGAGGCGGCACAGGAGACCGUGGCCGACUACCAGCAGACCAUCAAGAAGUACCGGGAGCUCACGGCUCACCUCCAGGACGUGAACCGGGAGCUCAUGAGCCAGCAGGAAGCGUCUGCGGAGAAGCAGCAGCAGCCGCCCCCCGAGAUGUUCGACUUCAAGAUCAAGUUUGCGGAGACGAAAGCCCACGCCAAGGCCAUCGAGAUGGAGCUGCGGCAGAUGGAAGUGCAGCAGGCGAACCGCCACGUGUCCCUCCUCACCUCCUUCAUGCCCGACAGCUUCCUGCGGCACGGCGGGGACCACGACUGCGUCCUGGUGCUGCUGCUCAUCCCCCGCCUCAUCUGCAAGGCGGAGCUGAUCAGCAAACAGGCCCAGGAGAGGUUCGAGCUGAGCGAGAGCUGCGCGGAGCGCGCGGGGCUGCGCGGGGCCGCGGGGGAGCAGCUCAGCUUCGCCGCCGGGCUCGUGUACUCCCUGAGCCUGCUCCAGGCCACGCUCCACAAAUACGAGCAGGCCCUCAACAAGUGCAGUGUGGAGGUGUACAAGAAGGUGGGCACCCUGUACCCCGAGAUGAGCGUCCACGAGCGCUCCCUGGACUUCCUGAUCGAGCUGCUCCACAAGGACCAGCUGGACGAGACCGUCAACGUGGAGCCGCUCACCAAAGCCAUCAAGUACUACCAGCACCUGUACAGCAUCCACCUGGCUGACCAGGCUGAGGACUGCACCCUGCAGCUGGCUGACCACAUCAAGUUCACCCAGAGUGCCUUGGACUGCAUGGGGGUGGAGGUGUGUCGGCUCCGGGCCUUCCUCCAGGCCGGGCAGGAGGCAGCAGACCUGGCCAUCCUGCUCAAGGACCUGGAGACGUCCUGCAGCGACAUCCGCCAGUUCUGCAAGAAGAUCCGUCGCCGGAUGCCGGGCACGGAUGCGCCGGGAAUUCCCGCGGCCCUGGGCUUUGGAACACAGGUGUCGGACACGCUGCUGGAGUGCCGCAAGCACCUCACCUGGGUGGUGGCCGUGCUGCAGGAGGUGGCCGCAGCCGGGGCCCAGCUCAUCGCGCCCCUGGCCGAGACCGAGGGGCUGCCGGCCCCCCGCCUGGAGGAGCUGGCCUUCAAAGUCAGCGAGCAGAUCUAUGGCUCGCCAGGGAUCAAUCCCUAUGAGUGCCUGAGGCAGUCCUGCAGCAUCCUCAUGGCCACCAUGAACAAGAUGGCCACGGCCAUGCAGGAGGGCGAGUACGACGCCGACCGCCCGCAGAACAAGCCCACGCCCCCGGCAGAGCUCCGGGCAGCCGCGCUCCGGGCCGAGAUCACGGACGCCGAGGGGCUGGGGCUGAAGCUGGAGGACAGGGAGACGGUCAUCAAGGAGCUGAAGAAGUCCCUCAAGAUCAAGGGCGAGGAGCUCAGCGAGGCCAACGUGCGGCUUAGCCUUCUGGAGAAGAAGCUGGACAGCGCAUCCAAGGAUGCAGAUGAUCGUGUGGAAAAGAUCCAGACGAAGCUGGAUGAGACCCAGACACUGCUCAAAAAGAAGGAGAAGGAGUUUGAGGAGACCAUGGACGCUCUCCAGGCCGACAUCGACCAGCUGGAGUCGGAGAAGGUGGAGCUGAAGCAGCGGCUGAACAACCAGUCCAAGCGGACGAUCGAGGGGCUCCGGGGGGGCCCGGCCUCGGGCGUCGCCUCCAUCGUGUCCGGCAUCGCCGGCGAGGAACAGCAGCGAGGUGUGGGUGCCGGGCAGGUGCCGGGGGGCGGCUCCGGCCCCGUGCAGGUGAAGGACUCUCCGCUGCUGCUGCAGCAGAUCGACGCCCUGCAGCUCUCCCUGAAGCACCUCAAGAACGAGAACAACAUGCUCAAGGGUGCCCAGAUGAAGAUGGAGCUGGCCAGCCUGGCCCCGCUGCAGGUGCCGCGGGUGGCCCUGCCCCGGGAGCGCCCCGGGGAGGGGCUGCCCACGCAGACCCUGUUCCGCAAGACCACCCAGCUCCUGGAGACCCUGUACCAGCUCAGCGCCAACGCCAAGGUGCUGGACAUGAGGCAGAACAAGUCCACCCGCAGUUCCUCGGCGCGCCUCCUGGAGCAGACAGCUCGGCUCUGCGCCCUCAAGAACACCAUCGAUGCCCUGAAGGAUGACACGCUGAGGGAGAUGGUGCAGCAGCAGCCGGGCGCCGGAGUCAGCACCACCUUCGGCACCUUCCCCUCCUCCUCCUUCCUCAAGGCCAAGCAGGAGCAGGCGCAGGGCCCGGCGCUGUGCGGGCGGGUGUCGUUCCCGUGCCCCCCGGGGCAGGGCCAGGCGCACCGGCUGCUGCUCACCCCGGACCUGCUGCAGCACCUCCGACAACACUUCGUCGCCUGAGAGUCCCCCGGAACGGGAUGAGGGUCCCCUGCGCCCCCCCUCCGCCCCCCGGGGACCCCCCACUGCCUCCCCCGGCCCCACUCGCGGGUGGAGCUC
Pipra filicauda (Wire-tailed manakin) is the source of this 5140-nucleotide messenger RNA. RefSeq names its product dynactin subunit 1 (gene DCTN1). The record is from RefSeq and is a predicted model, not a curated record. Gene Ontology annotation, molecular function: microtubule plus-end binding. Bases 1082 to 5044 code for a protein of 1320 amino acids. NCBI's taxonomy places the organism in Eukaryota, Metazoa, Chordata, Aves, Passeriformes, Pipridae. Gene Ontology annotation, biological process: nuclear migration; establishment of mitotic spindle orientation; cytoplasmic microtubule organization. The transcript is spliced from 27 exons. Gene Ontology annotation, cellular component: axon; microtubule plus-end; spindle pole.